Messenger RNA from Notothenia coriiceps (black rockcod), 473 nucleotides. RefSeq names its product laminin subunit alpha-1-like. The transcript has 3 exons. The annotation marks the transcript as partial. Lineage: Eukaryota; Metazoa; Chordata; Actinopteri; Perciformes; Nototheniidae. The record is from RefSeq and is a predicted model, not a curated record.
GUGCGUCACACAGUUGGUUGGCUCCGCCCCUCAGAAUCCCACCACUCACACGCCGUCGUCCACGGCAACGACCUCCCCGCCCCCAAAAACUCCUCAGGACACGCCCCCCACCAGCUGCUGACGUGGGCGGCGCCCGACAGUUUCCUCGGCAACAAGCUGCUGUCUUACGGAGGGUUCCUGAACCUCUCUCUGUUCUACGACGUCCCAUUGGACAACGAGGACCACUCUCUGCCCGCCCACUGUGACAUCAUCCUGGAGGGUAACAGCCGUUCUCUCCGCCUCUCGCCCCCCCCUCACCUCUUCCUGUCCGAGCUGUCCGAGCGCUCCGUUGCCGUGGCGAUGUCACCGCGGCAGUUCAUCGACAUGGAGACGGGCGCCAUGGUUACCAGGGACGACCUGCUGACAGCGCUCGCCAACGUGACAUCAUUGAGGGUCAGAGUUCACCUGAACAACUCAGCAGAAGGACCCAUACG